Molecule: messenger RNA, 2628 nt
Organism: Acanthamoeba castellanii str. Neff
Lineage: Eukaryota; Discosea; Longamoebia; Acanthamoebidae
Product: leucine rich repeat domain containing protein
Exons: 15
Coding region: 1-2628 (875 amino acids)
Biological process (GO): actin cytoskeleton organization
Molecular function (GO): small GTPase binding; actin binding
Source: RefSeq, a predicted model, not a curated record
AUGUGCUUCGUGGUUGCGAACCUGAAGAAAAAGGUCAAGGCGCAGCACAUCAAGGCGGUUACGUCCAAGCUGCCCUCCCUCACGGGGCUUACGAUAACCUCUUCGAGUCUAAAGGCCAUACCGCCCGAACUGGCCAACGCCAACACCAAAUGCGAGCUCAAGGAGCUCAACUUGGCCAACAAUGCCAUCAAGCAGCUGCCCAAGGCGUUCAACGCCAUGUUCGAGACUCUAGCCACACUUGACCUCAACAAGAACGCCCUCAAGAUCGUUGAGGACAACGUCGGCCUCGAGAAGAUGAUCUUCCUCCGCCGGCUCAGCCUGGACGAGAACAAAUUCACCGAGGUCCCUGCCCAAAUCUUCAUGCUGACCAACCUCGUCUCUCUUCACCUGGCCAAGAACGCCAUCGAACGCCUUCCAGACAAUCUCGAACAGCUCGGGAAACUCACUCAGCUCAAGCUUGACGGCAAUCGCUUGACCGAGUUCCCUACCGAGGCGCUGGCCAAGCUCUCGCACCUGGAGAUAUUGGACUUGUCCAACAACCAGCUCUCAGAGAUGAACCUGCCCAGGGGAGUGAAGGUGGAGCUCAAGCUGCGAGCGGUCAACCUCGGCCACAACAACUUCAAGCUGUCCCAGCUCAAGCUUCUGCUGCUGAACAGCAACAAAAUACCCGAGGUGCCCCUUGAAUUGUGGGCCGAGAAGUUCACCGAGCUCCAAACGUUCGACCUCAAAGACAACCCGCUCGACGUGAACGUGGUUGAAGUGAUCACUAAAUACGGUAUCCUUUCCUCCACGUUGGCACCGCGAGGUUCUCUCUCGCUCCUCCGGCCCGCGUUGAAGGCCAAGAUGGAGGAGCAGGCCGCCCAGAGGAAAAUCAUGCAGCGCACGAACUCGAUCAGCAGCGAUGAAGACUCCCAACCAUCAUCAUCGCGGCGGCGAAGCUCCACGUUAGGGAGGUCGCACCAUGUGCCAUCCCCCAGUUCCUCGCACCACCACACUCCCGCCGCACCUGCGCCUCCGCCCGCAUCCAUGCUCGCCCCUCCGCCACCUAUGCAGGCAGCCGGCGGCGACGUGUCGCCGAGACAGAAGUUCAGAAACAACGCCAUCAACCGGGCCAGAGUCGUGCCUUCCGUCGGGGCUGACGACAGUCCAGAAUAUUUUGCGCGCCUGCUCGAAGGCACCGACAAGGAAGUUCUCGCCGACGAGAUGAUUGCGCUCAGAGACAAGCUCAUGUACCAGCCUCACGCGUGGCUCGACGCGUUCAUCGCCGCCAAGGGCCUUAUCAACCUGCUCACUGUGCUCGAGAGGAACGCGAAGCAGCUGCGGCAUGUAAAUAACGAUGCCUGCAUGUUGCACUACGAGGCGCUUCACUGCUACAAGAUCCUCAUCCGCGUAAAGCUGAGAGACGUGCUCGGCACCACCGGCUGUGUCGACGCCCUGGCGUUCGCACUUCUGCCCACCGUGCUCCCGUCGCUGCGGAAGAUCGCCGCCAAGCUUCUGGCCGACCUUGCCAGGAUCAAGGUGAUCGGAAGAAAGAAAAUGUUGUUGGCUCUGGAGAAAGUGAGACGACACUUGGUGGAGAAGAAGAACCGGGAGGAGUUGCCCCAGGUCAGGAAGCGGGAGCGCUUCAGGCUCCUCAUCAACCUGCUCGGCAGUGCCCAGGAGCAGGACAGCACCGAGGUGUGGGAGGAGCGAAACAGGCCGGCGCCCAAGGACAGCGGUGCCGACGACAAAGCGGAUGACAAGAGCAAGGCCGAGGGUGGCAGCCCCACCGAGGACGCCAAGGCCGAAAGCCCGGCGCCUGCGACCGCGGCCGAGAAAGCUCCGGAGGAGCCUGCCGCAGCGCAGGAGGCCACUCCUGAGGAUGCCAAAGAGGAGGACGCGCGCAAGUGCCUGCGUCUGCACUCCAUGCGUCUGAUCAACACCAUCAUUAGCGUGACGAGCAACGUCACCGUCCGCGUGGCGAUCCGCAAGUGUCUGAUCGACUUGGGCAUUCUCGACAAGAUCAUGUGGGCUGAGAAUUCGGCCGGGUCGUCGCACUCUGAGUGGCAAUCGGAGGUGGAUAUCUUCGAGGCCUUCAUGGAGGACGACAACGAGGACCUCGAGUACAUGCUGCAGCGCAAGGCCAAGAAGGGGAAGAAGCCGGCGCGAAGGAAGACGCCCUCGUACCCCAAGCGCUCCGAGCGGUCCGGCUCGCUGGGACCGGGCGAUGCGCCUGUGGGGUCGCCCGUCGACAAGUUGCGACAGGUCCGCCGCCUCAACUCAAUCACCAACCUCAACCGCCUUGCCGCCGCGUCGAAGACCACCGACGAGGGCCAUGACGAUAGCGACAACGAUCAUUCGGACUCGGAUGAUGACGCCUCAUCUACGGACCCGACGACGGGAGACACCGCGUUCACCGAAAACGACGACACCUACGCCUCAGAUGAGGAAGGGGAGGACAACUGGGAGGAGGAACAGGUGCCCUAUGAGGACUACAUGCGCAUCAAGGUGGUGACGCUCGGGACGUCCAUCCAGAUGCCGAUGGUCACCGGCGCGAAAGGCCACCUCAUCGUGCCAUUCGAUGCGUCCAAGACUAUCGCCGACAUCUCGCUGAAAGUCAAGUGUACGAUCUGCCUCUGUCACACGUAA